This is a messenger RNA of Theobroma umbraticum, 2641 nucleotides long. RefSeq names its product pentatricopeptide repeat-containing protein At2g13600-like. NCBI's taxonomy places the organism in Eukaryota, Viridiplantae, Streptophyta, Magnoliopsida, Malvales, Malvaceae. The record is from RefSeq and is a predicted model, not a curated record. Gene Ontology annotation, molecular function: protein binding; RNA binding. Gene Ontology annotation, biological process: RNA modification.
CGUAGAACCUUGUAAGUUAAUAAGACACUAUUAAGAACAUUGCACAUGUUGGUAACUUCCUUGUUUUCCGUUUCUGGUACUUGAGUUGGCUACCGCCCUCACUCAGAAAAAUGAUUACUCAAAUGUGGGAAUCCAUCACCAUCCCACCAUCCUCACAGCCACUAAACCAAAAUCCUCCUAAGCCUCGGUACUCUCACAUGCCCAACACUCUAUCCUUGCUUGAUAAACCAAUAAGUUCAACCGCCUAUGCUUCAAUUCUCGAAGGCUCCAAUGACCCAAUCCUCGGAAAACAGGUUCAUGCUCAUAUCCUUAAAACUGGGUUUUUUGGCCACGAAUUUGUGGACACCAAGUUGAUCCAAAUGUAUGGGAAGCUUGGUUGUUUGGAAGAUGCGGAUUUGUUGUUUGAUAAAAUGGCGUUGAAGAACUUGUAUUCUUGGACAGCUAUGCUUAGGUUGUAUGUUGAUUAUGGGCUCUUUGAGGAAGCUUUUCAGCUUUUUGAGAAAUUGCAGUUGGAAGAACUUUUAUUGGACUUUUUUGUGUUUCCCGUUGUAUUGAAAAUUUGUAGUGGUCUUGGAAAUGUUGAAGUAGGAAGACAAUUACAUGGGAUUUUGAUUAAGUAUCAGUUUGUUUUAAAUGUUUAUGUUGGUAAUGCUUUGAUUGAUAUGUAUGGUAAAUGUGGAAGCUUGGAUGAUGCUAAGAAAGUUCUAGAGAAAAUGCCUGAAAAGGAUCGUGUGUCAUGGAAUGCUGUUGUUACUGCUUGUGCUACCAAUGGGAAGGUAUAUGAGGCAUUGGGUUUUUUCGAAAGAAUGUCUUCUUUUGAGAAUUUAAGACCAAAUAUUGUCUCUUGGAGUGCCGUGAUUGGGGGUUUCUCGCAAAAUUGUUAUGAUGAGGAAGCCAUUGAGAUGUUGUUUAGAAUGGUAGGGGAAGGCAUAGAACCAAAUGCACAGACUCUAGCGAGUGUUCUUCCAGCUUCUGCUAGAUUACAAAACUUAAGCCUUGGCAAAGAAUUUCAUGGAUAUAUCACGAGGCAUAGGUUUAUGUCUAACGCUAUUGUUGUGAAUGGGUUAAUUGAUUUGUAUAGGAGAUGUGGUGAUAUGACAAGUGCUUUCCAUUUGUUUUCAAAGUUCUCAGUGAAAAAUGUGGUUUCUUGUAAUACAGUGAUUGUUGGGUACUGUGAAAAUGGUAAUGUCUCCAUGGCCAAGGAACUAUUUGAUCGGAUGGAGAUUAUGGCUAUCAAGAAGGACAUAAUUUCAUGGAACUCUAUGAUAUCUGGAUAUGUAAACAACUCCCUAUUUGGUGAAGCUUUGGACUUGUUUAAGCAUGUUCUGAAGGAAGAUGGAAUUGUACCCGAUUCUUUCACUCUAGGGAGUGUUCUAACUGCUUGUGCUGACACAGGUUCUUUGAGACUUGGGAAAGGGAUACAUUCUCAAGCCAUUGUUAGAGGCCUGCAAUCCAAUACCUUUGUUGGUGGAGCUUUGGUCGAAAUGUACUGCAAAUGUCAAGAGCUAAUGGCUGCUCAAAUUGCUUUUAAUGAAGUAACUGAGCGCGAUACAGCAACAUGGAAUGCUUUGAUAUCUGGCUAUGCCCGCUGCAAUCAGAUUGAAGACAUUCAACAUCUGCUUAAAAAAAUGAAAGAAGAUGGUUUUGAGCCAAAUGUUUAUACGUGGAAUGGCAUCAUUGCAGGACAUGUGGAAAAUGACCUACACAACAAAGCCAUACAGUUGAUCUUUGAAAUGCAGACUUCAAAUGUAAGGCCUGACAUUUACACUAUUGGAAUAAUUCUACCUGCUUGUUCAAGGUCUGCUACCAUUGCACGGGGAAAGCAGGUUCAUGCACAUUCGAUUAGAUGUGGUUAUGAUGCUGAUGUCUACAUAGGAGCAGCCCUUGUGGACAUGUAUGCUAAAUGUGGGAGUAUACAUCACGCACUACUAGCAUAUAAUAGGAUUUCAGACCCAAAUUUGGUGUCCCACAAUGCCAUGCUUACAGCGUAUGCAAUGCAUGGACGCGGGGAGGAUGGUAUUGCUCUCUUUAGAGGAAUGCUAGCGAAUGGCUUUAGGCCAGAUCAAGUGACUUUUCUUUCCGCUCUUUCUUCAUGUGUUCAUGUUGGGUCUGUUGAGAUGGGUCAGGAAUUAUUUGAUCUGAUGCAGCAUUAUGAUGUCAAACCCACCAUAAAGCACUAUACAUGCAUGAUUGAUCUGCUAAGUCGAGCAGGUCAGCUUCAUGAAGCUUAUGAACUUAUCCAGAGAGUUCCAAUGGAUGCUGACUCAGUGAUGUGGGGCGCCUUGCUUGGCGGCUGUGUUAUUCAUAAUAAUCUUGAGUUGGGAGAAAUUGCGGCAAAGAGACUUAUAGCAUUGGAACCCAAUAAUUCUGGAAACUAUGUACUGUUGGCAAAUUUAUAUGCUUAUGCUGGAAAAUGGUCUGAUCUAGCAAGAACAAGACAAAAAAUUAAAGAUAUUGGAAUGUUUAAGACCCCAGGAUGUAGUUGGAUUGAGGAUAGAGGUGAUACUCAUGCAUUUCUUGCAUAUGACAAGUCUCAUGAAAGAACAGAAGAUAUCUAUGCCACUUUGGAUAAAUUAACCCUCCACAUGAAAACAGUCACUUUGUAGAUGCAUGACACUUUCUGCUUUGUAUCAUUUUCUAC